Molecule: messenger RNA, 1359 nt
Organism: Ipomoea nil (Japanese morning glory)
Lineage: Eukaryota; Viridiplantae; Streptophyta; Magnoliopsida; Solanales; Convolvulaceae
Exons: 1
Coding region: 1-1359 (452 amino acids)
Source: RefSeq, a predicted model, not a curated record
AUGACAAAUCCCUUCACCAUUUUUAUCACAAAAUCUAAGAGACUUGAGCUUUGGCGCAAGAUUAUCGAUGCUGACUCUCCGCUUUCGGUCGGGGACACUGAUCGUGCUCUAGUCACCGCCAUGCAUCAUCCGGACCUCAUGGACGGCCUCACCAUCAAAGAGACUAGGCAGCUUCAAGCCCUUGCUAGACAUCUCACUGAUGAUCCGUGGUGUGUACCUCCUCCCGAUCGGACUGCUUCUCCAUCGGCGAUGACCACCCUGCCGCCGGCACACUCAGUAAACCCUUCUCCACCCUUAGAGGAUAACAUCUCACUAUCCACAUCUAGGAAACUUGAUCUAGAUUCAUCUAUGCCUGAACAAUUUCCUUCAUCUUUGCCUAAUUUGCAAUUUUGUGUUCAAUCGCUGCCUAUACCUGGAGACUCGUAUGAUCCAUCAUCUCAUUGUUUAUCUGGUGUGAAAGUUUCAUCUAAUGAUACUGCGAAUUUGGUGCCUUUGUCUGAAUUUAUGCAUUCCUUGUCUUCCAAUUUUUCUAUUCGAAAUGUUGCCCAAUUUUUCCGGUCUCCAUCUGCACCUCCACACUGCUCGGCCUUUUCUAUUCCUGUGUCAAUUUCUCACAGUUCCCUCUCAAAAUCUGAGCAUGCUCCUAUACCCAUACCAUCUGCUCAUGAGUCCUUCACUGCUAUCACUGUUCCGCUGGCUACGUCUUCCCGGGAUGGGAAAGACAAAUUUUUUAUUUCAGGUAAUAAGGACAAAAGGAAUCUUGGUGAUAUUGAUGAUGUUGAGGAAUUAUCGGCACCCAAGCAACGAAGACGAGGCCCUGUUCUGCCUCCGCGGAUCACUCGGUCCAAAACAGGGACAAUUCUAGCUUCGUCCUCUACUGUCUCGGCUCCAUCACGUUCACGGCCGAAACGCUCCGGAAAAUCCUACAGGCCUUCUUUGCUAUCUCUGGAAUUGUUAAAUGAUUGGAAGGUGCAUGUCAAACGCGACUCAAUUCUGGAAAAAUCUAUUUAUGUCGAAGAUUUAACCGAAAAGUGCAACAUCAUUCCACUCUUACGUGAUCAACAAAUGUUUUCAUCCCUUCAGACAAUUGGACCUCACUUUGCUUGGUUAACGGCUGAGUUCUACACUAAUCGCACUAUGGAUACAUUUACAGUUGGCUCCCCUCAUUUUCAGCAGGUUUUCAUUCGCGACAAGUGGCAUCCGUUUGGUCCGUCGCAUAUCAAUGCAUUUUUGGGUACGCCGUCACCGCAGCCUACGCCUUAUCCUAGUCCACAUUUACUUGCGGCUGCUCUCACUCACAAUCAAGAGGUCUCUUGGCCGCGUUCUGGUCUUCCAACACUCAAGCUUACUAUGGUAUAG